Girardinichthys multiradiatus is the source of this 4328-nucleotide messenger RNA. RefSeq names its product polypeptide N-acetylgalactosaminyltransferase 17 (gene galnt17). Lineage: Eukaryota; Metazoa; Chordata; Actinopteri; Cyprinodontiformes; Goodeidae. The coding region runs from base 832 to 2631 and encodes 599 amino acids. Gene Ontology annotation, cellular component: Golgi apparatus. The transcript is spliced from 11 exons. The record is from RefSeq and is a predicted model, not a curated record.
GAUGGAGAAUACGAGGUAAUAAACAGCCUCAAUAAACAAGAAGAGGGCGAGGAAAAACAAGAAGACGUCGGUUUAUGCGGAGAGGACUGGGAAAAAUGUAAAGAAUAAAAGAAACAAGGUCGCUUUCAUUGUUUUCCUUCUCUCUGCUGCCGGUUUCCGGAGUGAAUUUCUGAAAGGAGGAUGCUGCUGCUGCUGCAUCUCUCCGAGCGCAGAUAGCUGCUCACAUUCCGCGCAGUUUUCUCAUCGCAUCUGAUUGUGAUUAACGGCCGGAGGAGAAGGAGGAGGACGGUGUUAGAGCAGAAAACAGCAGCAGCAGGAGGGAAUGUUAGUUGGACCUUCAGAAGGAUUUCCCUGAAGCAUCUGUGAGGAUUGCUGCGCUCAGUCUGCUUCAAUUGCAUCACUCCCGACUUCUCCUAUAGGCGCAAAGGAAGAAAAACCAGAGGAAUAUUUUCCUUUCUCCUAAAUUAUUUAGGGGUUAUCUGUUAUCUGAGCUCUGCAUGUACUGCUGUCUUUGUCUUACAUCUUCAGUGCAUGAUUUUAAACACAGAGAGGUGGCGGAUGGCAGCCGAUGGGAAGGCGCUCCAAAUUUCUUCAAAAGAGGGAUGCAACCUAAAAUAACCUCUGUGUCAGAUGUUGAAGGAGCAGAUACGUGUCUAUUCAUCGGUGCGCUGGCUCUGAUAGCACAAGGAUCUCUGCGGGAUUUCACGGUUUCCGUUCAGUUGUGGCUCUGCUGAUGUUACCCGGUGAGAUAUCCCUGCAGCUUCCAGAACAAGGCAAGCCCUAAGCCUCCGGACCCCCACGAAUCAGCACAGGGAACCCGAACUCUUUUUCAUGGCUUUUGUCUUCAGAAGAUGGAGGGUGUUACUGCUGCUCAACGUGCUGGCGGUCGCUGGGUUCAUGACCUUCUGGGCCAAGUGCAACACCCGCAGCGUCCAGGCGGCCGGUCCGGAAGCUCCGGCUGACGGGAGGCGGCCCCGGGCCAACGGAACAUCGCAGGGGCCCAGCGUGAGCCACGAGGUGCUGCUGAAGAGGCUCAGCUCCCUGGAGGAUGUGGUGUACAGGCAGUUAAACGGUCUGUCCAAAUCCCUUGGUCUGAUUGAGGGCUUUGGGGGCCGGGGUAAAGGCGGCCUCCCUGCUACGCUUUCACCGCUCGAGGAGAACGAUGCCAAAUACCUGAAGGAGAAGUAUGGCUACAAUGCCUACCUCAGUGACAGGAUCUCUCUGGAUCGGACCAUCCCGGAUCAUCGGCCUAACAAAUGUAGAAAAGUCAGCUAUCCCAGAGAUCUCCCCCAAAUUUCCCUCAUCUUCAUCUUCGUCAACGAGGCGCUGUCAGUGAUCCUGCGCUCUGUCCACUCGGCAGUCAAUCACACGCCGGCUCACUUGCUCAAAGAGAUCAUUCUGGUGGACGACAGCAGCGAUGACGAGCAGCUGAAAGGACCUUUGGAGGAUUACGUGAAUAAGCGCUACCCUGGGCUGGUAAAGAUCGUCAGGAACCAGAAAAGAGAAGGACUGAUCCGGGCCAGAAUUGAGGGUUGGAAGGUUGCCACGGCAGAAGUCACCGGAUUUUUUGAUGCCCAUGUAGAGUUUACUCCUUCAUGGGCUGAGCCUGUGCUGGCCAGAAUAAACGAGGACCAUAAGAGGAUCAUCCUUCCGUCCAUCGACAACAUCAAGCACGACACUUUUGAGGUGGAGCGUUAUGAGAACUCUGGUCACGGAUACAACUGGGAACUGUGGUGCAUGUACAUCAACCCACCCAAGCAGUGGUGGGACGAGGGUGACAUGUCUGCACCCAUAAGGACUCCAGCCAUGAUUGGCUGCUCCUUUGUGGCCAACAGGGACUACUUUGGGGAACUUGGUCUGCUGGACUCGGGCAUGGACGUCUAUGGAGGGGAGAACAUCGAGCUCGGCAUCAGGGUGUGGCUGUGUGGUGGUAGCAUGGAGGUGCUACCUUGUUCCAGAGUGGCUCACAUUGCUAGAAUAAAGAAACCCUACCACAGCAACAUAGCGUUCCACACCCGGCGUAAUGCUCUACGAGUGGCCGAAGUCUGGAUGGAUGAAUACAAGUCCAAUGUGUACCUGGCCUGGAACAUCCCAAUGGAGAACCACGGCAUUGAUUAUGGAGACGUGUCUCAACGGGUCGCGCUGAGGAAAAGUCUGCAGUGUAAGAGCUUCCAGUGGUACCUCGACAAUGUUUACCCAGAAAUGAGGAGGUACAAUAACACGGUGUUCUACGGUGAGAUCCGUAACUUCAAAGUGAGCCACUUGUGUAUGGAUCAGGGUAUGAAGGAAAACCACACAGCCACACUUCACCCCUGCCAUGGCUGGGGUCCUCAGUUGGGACGUUACACCAAGGAGGGUCAGCUCUUCCUGGGUCCACUGGGGAGCACCGGCGAGGACACUCGCUGCGUGGUGGACGAUCAGAUCAGCAGCUUUCCCCAGCUCCUAAACUGUGACAAGUUGACCAACGUCAAGCAGAAGACAUGGAACUUCUCUCAGAAUGACUCGAUCAUAAACCGAGCCACAGGACGAUGUCUAGAGGUGGUGCCAGCCAACGUUUACUUCGGCCACCUGCUGGUCCUGCAGCCCUGCUCUGGUCAGAGGUGGACCAUCAAGAACACCAUAAAGCAAUAGCCAACUGAGUGUGCCAGUUUUACUGGGCUGUGAUAGGCUCAGAGUGGUCACCUGACCUAAGUCUGGCACAGGGACAAACAAUGGGACAACGAGACUCCUCUUCUGCAAAACUUAGAAAGAAAUUCUUUAUUAAAGACUCUGGGUGCCAUAGGGAUUAUAUGGCUGGGAAUUAUUUUUUAUAAAACAAAGAAAAAGACAAAUUAAGCAUGAGGACUGUUUUUGUCUGAUUUAUUUUGACUUAAUGUGUUGUUUAAAUCCUGUGUGUGCUACUACUCUACAGUGCUUUGAAGUUCAAUACUUGAGAUUGAUUCAACCAAAAAUAUAUUACAGGAAAAGCAAAUGUCUUGAGCCAUCCUUCAUUUCCUUAUACUAUGUUUCCAAGAAGCCUGUGAAAUUCCUGUAUUCCUGUAUCAUCUUAAAGUGGUCUCAAUGAACAGCUCUCUGAAGAUCUUUCAAACGUUUCCUUCCAACUUUGGCUGGCUUUCCUCUCAUUUAAGUCUAGUGACUAACAGUUUUCAAAGUUUUCUUUAGCUGAGUCACUUCAUAAUAAGCAAAACAACAAAUAUGGCUCAAUUUAAUGGGUAAAAACAAUAUUUUAGCACCAACCAAAUGAUUUCUAAAACAGUUAUUAGGUGUAAACUUCAGUUUCCUAAUUGAAAGAUGAUGAUAUGUCUCUACAUUUGUUUUAAACCUAACGUUUUUUGUCUGUAUAAACAUUUCUACUAAGCAUACAGUGUGCAAAAUGCUGCCAUCAUCAGGAACAAGCAUGUGUCAAAAAGUGAGCAAAAAUGUCCAAAGAAAACCUUUGAAAGACCUCCAGGAAGACUGGAGAAAUACUGUCCACAAUCACUUGAAGAGAUAACAAAGUAGUCCUACUGCUUUGAAAAAAAAUAAAGAAAUUUGGGAUGGUUUAAAACUGUUGCACAGCACUGUAUGGCUUAUUUAGAGGUAAUUUAAACAUUUCUAUUGUCAAAAUCUGAAUCUCUGCAAUAUUCCAUUCCUAGUUAUGUCAUGUCCUGUAAGGUGUAAAAAAAGUGAUGCCUUUAAUUUCAGUGACAUGCUCUGUUCAGAAUGUAGUUAGUUUUUUUUAAGGCAUCAUCAGUUGUUCCAGAUUAUAGUGUAAUAUACAUAAAACAGACGAGAGCCCAUUUGUGACAAGCAUAAAAUUGAAACAAAUCGAAUCAUAAUCAUAAAUAAGCAUAAAGAUAUCUUUACUUUAUGGCUUUCAAAAGUCUAAUCCCUGUAAAUAUUUAUAAUUUGAAUAAUGAGGCACAGAAAGUGUUUUAACAGCUGUAAAAAAAAACAAAAAACUGAAUUACCAAUAGGGCUAAAGAGAUAAGUCAUGGUUCCGAAUGCCAUGCACUUUCAGUCAUUUUGACUGGAAGCUUCCUGCAGCAACAGAUACAGUUAAGCAUGGUUGUAGGAACUUCAUGCAUAUGGAAAUAAAGUAAAGUUUAUUUGUCCUAUCACCUGCUGGGUGCCGUAACUAACGAAGCACUUUUCUCAGACACAGAACCACUGACUAUGGAAGGAAGAUUGAUUUACAAACGGAAAAGUGUCCAAAUGUAUCAAUUGCUGACGUUCUGAAGGCUGAAUUGUUUAAAGAAGUGUGUGAUGUCAUAUAUUCAAUUAAUUCUGUGUUAUUGGUUUGAUUUUUGCGCCUGAGAUUGUCUUCCAAUAAACAAACGGUUUCCUGG